Messenger RNA from Acanthosepion pharaonis, 684 nucleotides. NCBI's taxonomy places the organism in Eukaryota, Metazoa, Mollusca, Cephalopoda, Sepiida, Sepiidae. The record is from the annotation of a GenBank genome assembly.
AUGGAAGAAUGGCCAUUUUUAGAGAAUUGGCACUUCUGCUCACUCCCUAAUUUGUCCAAUCACUUCUUUUUGAUUGGUUUUGCUUGGUUACUUUCUUAUUACCUUUUUUUUUCUCCCUCACUGGGUCCUUUUUCUCUCCUUCCUCCCUUCUGUUGGUCCUUUCUCUCUCCUUCCUCCCUUCUGUUGGUCCUUUCUCUCUCCUUCCUCCCUUCUGUUGGUCCUUUCUCUCUCCUUCCUCCCUUCUGUUGGUCCUUUCUCUCUCCUUCCUCCCUUCUGUUGGUCCUUCCUCCCUUCUGUUGGUCCUUUCCUCCUUCCUCCCUUCUGUUGGUCCUUUUCUCUCCUUCCUCCCUUCUGUUGGUCCUUUUUCUCUCCUUCCUCCCUUCUGUUGGUCCUUUCUCUCCUUCCUCCCUUCCUUUUCUCUCCUUCCUCCCUUCUGUUGGUCCUUUCUCUCUCCUUCCUCCCUUCUGUUGGUCCUUUCUCUCUCCUUCCUCCCUUCUGUUGGUCCUUUCUCUCUCCUUCCUCCCUUCUGUUGGUCCUUUCUCUCUCAUUCUAUCUGUUCAUGUCUCUCUUAAUACAUCCAAGCAUUUGUCUGUCUGUCUGUCUGUCUGUCUCUCUUCGUUGUACUUGUACUGUCUUCCUUUUCCCCUCUCUACUUGGGUGUUUCUUUUUCUAUCUGCCUCUUAA